This is a messenger RNA of Triplophysa dalaica, 3184 nucleotides long. It is a transcript of the gene slc13a3, whose product is annotated as solute carrier family 13 member 3. The transcript is spliced from 13 exons. The coding region runs from base 219 to 2015 and encodes 598 amino acids. Lineage: Eukaryota; Metazoa; Chordata; Actinopteri; Cypriniformes; Nemacheilidae. The record is from RefSeq and is a predicted model, not a curated record. Gene Ontology annotation, cellular component: membrane. Gene Ontology annotation, molecular function: sodium:dicarboxylate symporter activity; citrate transmembrane transporter activity; succinate transmembrane transporter activity. Gene Ontology annotation, biological process: citrate transport; monoatomic anion transmembrane transport.
GUGUUUUUGGCGCUGAAGACAGAGCUCACUUGAAGGCUAAAGUGAAGGGGUCUGCUCACAGGGAGUUAACGAGUAAGCCAGUAGUUAAUCUUCUCCCGCAGUGCAAAAAAAGAAUAAAGCAAAAGUAAUAAAGUUGGAGACCGAACACCGGUCUUACAAGCCGCAGCGUAGCACAUUGUGAAGACAGGGGACUCCGAGGAAACAAGUUUUCUGCCGAUAUGGACCUUACAAAGUUUUCCAAGAAGCUCUGGUCUGCGCGCCAACAGCUUAUUCUGAUUCUUGCUCCGCUUCUGUUGCUUCCUCUGCUCUUCGUUGUGCCGCCAAAGGAGGGGAAAUGUCUGUAUGUAGUGCUGCUGAUGGCAGUGUAUUGGUGUACUGAGGCUCUACCUUUGGCCGUAACUGCCAUGCUUCCCGUCUGCCUUUUUCCCACAAUGGGAAUCCUGUCUUCUAAGAAGGUCUGUCCGCAGUACUUUCUUGAGACUAACUUCCUGUUCCUUAGCGGCUUAGUGAUGGCAUCCGCUAUAGAGGAAUGGGGCCUUCAUCGGCGUAUUGCCCUCAAGGUCUUGAAGAUUGUGGGAGUGAAACCUGCCUGGCUGAUUUUGGGGAUGAUGAUAACUUCCUCUUUCCUGUCAAUGUGGUUGAGCAAUACAGCCACAACAGCCAUGAUGCUGCCCAUUGCUAACGCCAUACUGGAAAGUCUGUUCGGGAAUCUUGAAACACUAAAAGAGAAAUGCAAAGUCAAGAAAGACUUAGAAGGUGAAGAUUCUCAGUUGAAGAUGUAUGUGCUGCCCUCUGAGAAACAGAUACUGACCACGGUGGACAGGCCUGAUGUGACAGAGAGGUCAGAUCAACAAAAUCUAGAAGAGGUCAGAAGAGAGGCAGAAUAUCAGAUAAAAGUGUGGAAAGGAUUUCUUAUCUCUAUACCUUAUGCUGCAAGCAUUGGGGGAACAGCCACCCUCACGGGCACUGCUCCAAACCUGAUCCUGGUGGGACAGCUAAAGAGCUCCUUCCCUGAAUGCGACCUCAUUAACUUCGGCUCAUGGUUUGUCUUCGCCUUCCCCCUCAUGUUCCUUUUCCUCAUUCUGGGUUGGAUCUGGAUUUCUUUCCUCUACGGGGGGCUCAAUACAAGGCUGUGUGUUAAUAAACAUGACGAACGUGAGGCCGCGGAAGCAAAAGCCAAUGCAGUUAUUGAUGAGGACUACAAAAAAUUGGGCCCUAUAAAGUUUGCAGAAGGAUCCAUUACUUUCUUUUUCAUUCUUUUUGCCGUUCUUCUGUUUACCCGAGAUCCAAAAUUUGUAACAGGGUGGUCGGUUUUCUUCAACAAAGGCUAUGUAUCUGACGCUGUUACUGGAGUAAUAAUCAUCUCCAUCCUCUUCUUCUUUCCAUCUCAGCGUCCAUCUCUACGCUGGUGGUUCGAUCCGAGAGCCUCAUACACCGCGUAUGUGCCUCUGUUGUCAUGGAGAAAAGCUCAGGAGUGUGUACCGUGGAAUAUUAUUUUGCUGCUGGGUGGUGGAUUUGCAAUGGCCAAAGGCUGCGAGGAGUCAGGGUUGGCGGUAUGGAUUGGGAGCCAUUUGCAGCCUCUCGCGCAAGUCCCUCCGCCAGUCGCUGUUAUUCUCAUCACAGCCUUCAUCGCCUGCUUCACUGAGAUUGCCAGUAACACUGCAACCAUCAUCAUAUUCCUUCCUGUCAUUGCCGAGCUGGCCAUCCGUGUGAAAGUCAAUCCACUGUACUUCAUGAUUCCAGCGACGACGGGAUGCUCAUAUGCUUUCAUGCUUCCUGUGUCUACACCACCCAACUCAAUCGCGUUUGCAUCGGGACACCUGCUGGUUAGAGAUAUGGUGAAAACUGGAUUUGUGAUGAACAUUCUGGGAAUUAUGUGUGUGGCUCUGGCUAUGAACACAUGGGGUCUUAAGAUGUUCAAUUUACACACGUAUCCUGAUUGGGCGAGACCUUUAAACCCUACGUCAGCAGCAGUGCCUACACAUUCUAUAUUAGCUAUGAAUAUGACAGGCUAGAGAACCCCCCCCCCACACUCACAGAGCACAGCAUAUGCACAAUAUACAUAUGAAGAGUAUAUUUCCAAAAUGAGAUAACUCCAUUUAAAAAACAUUUCAAUUAACAUCAAAUCAAACUGCAGUUGGUUUGUUUUUAUUAAAGCCAUAAUAACAAAUAAAUACAUUUAACUAACACACAUUAAAAAACAAUAAAAACUGUCAUGAUCCUGCCUUACUUUGUCAUGCUUUUCUUGUAUUGUGGCAGAAUCAUGACAGUCCCACAUGUUUUGUGUGAAAGCGAAUGGUCAUUGUUUUUUAUGAUGGCCUUGCGCUCUCCUUUUGUGGUUUGUCCUCCCUCCCUCGUUUCCUUGUUUAUCUUCCCGCCAGUAUUUCAUUUCCCACACCUGCCUAUUGUAAUUAUCCCAUGUUAGUUCCCCUUCUUAAUCGCCUUGUGUUUGCUGCUCUGUGCUAUCUUGUUUUGGUUGCUUAGUUUGCUUUGCUCUACCUAGUUGUUAUACUUACUGUACCUUGUGUCCUAGUUCUGUAUUCCCAGUCUAGUCUGGUUCUUUAAAAGUGUUUAGUUUUGUUAUCCUAGAUACUCUUGUUUUUGCCCCCUCAUGGAAAUCUUUGUUUUCAAGUGUUCAUUGUUCAGUGACUGUUUUACCCCAUUGUGGGUCUUUUGUUUUGUUUAAAUAAUGUUUGAGUUUUUGUACCUGCCGCCUGCACCUGGGUGCUAUUACCUGACGUCCCUGACAAAAAACAUGAUUACAUAAUAAAAACAUGAGUUAUCACAUUUUGGAACCAAACUCUUCAUAAGAUGAAGCAUGUGCUCAUUUAGUUCAUUACAGAUUUUGUAUAGGCCUACAUGUAGAUAUGAGACUGAAACAAAUGGAGAAGCUGCUGAAAUUUUCCUCUAAGGAUGGAUUAACACAUGCUCAUGACCUCACUUCCUGUUCAGCACUGCCAACCUCGAAGGCAUUUUGGGAUAACAAUUUAAGAUGUUUUAAAUAUUUAAUGUUUAUAUAUGUUGAUCAACACAAAUGUUUUAUUAAAUCUCAUUAUUAAAACGUGAGCAUCUGUUUGUAGAUUAUAAAUUUGUAUUAUUAAUAAUUCAUUUAUGUGAAUUAUUUUGUAAAUUUGUUGUAAAUGUACUGUAUGUAUCUUAAUGUAAUAAACAACUGUGUAACUUG